Gamsiella multidivaricata is the source of this 756-nucleotide messenger RNA. RefSeq lists its product as uncharacterized. Lineage: Eukaryota; Fungi; Mortierellomycota; Mortierellomycetes; Mortierellales; Mortierellaceae. The transcript is spliced from 2 exons. Bases 1 to 756 code for a protein of 251 amino acids. The record is from RefSeq and is a predicted model, not a curated record.
AUGUCUCUUCUUCGUCACACUGCCCGCCGCUCCUUCAAUGUGGCCUUGACUUACAACACCCCCGCUGUCGCCAGACUGCCUCUCUUUGCACGCACAAUCUCCAGCCAAGCACCUCUGUUCAAUCAGAAAGAGGUGAUCAAGCAUGCACCUGGCUGGAAGCAGGAGAAUGCAUCUGCCAGCGAGGCCACCGUCAAGGCCGAUCGUGAGCCCCACCCUAAGAACAUGAAAGAUCUUCAGGACGAGACCGUCGAGCACCUGACGAGCGACAGCACACAUGCUGUACAUGAUCUCAAGAACGAGGCUGAGUCCAUGGGCAAGAAGGCCGCAGCCGCAGGCGAGCGCAUGACUGAGAACCUGUCGGGAAAUAGCAAGGAGUAUGCCGAUAUGGCCAAGAACGCAGGCGAGCGCAUUAGUAAGAACCUGUCAGGAAAUAGCAAGGAGUAUGCUGACAAGGCCAAGGCCGUAGGCGAGCGCGUGACUGAGAACCUUUCCGGUAGUACUAAGGAGUAUGCUGACAAGGCCGUGGCCAUGGGCGAGAAUAUGUCCAAGAACAGCCAAGAGUAUGUCGACAAGGCUAAAGCUGCUGGCGAGCAUGCAGCCAAGCAAACUAUGGAGUAUGCUGGCGAGGCCAAGAAGGAGGCCCAGCAGACGGGUGAGAGCAUGUUGGGCGGUGUCAAAUCCGGAGCCGAGAAGGUCACCCAGUUUGUCAAGGAGUCCGUGGACUCAGCCAAGAAGGCCGUUGGCAUGGACAAGUAG